AAUUUGGAUACUAGCUAUGGCUGAGAGUUUUAACGCUAACGACAUUGAAAAGCAACCGGACUCAAAUCAGAGCACCGCUAAACAGGCAAAUGUCUCAUUGUCUUCGCAAAAAGAUGGCAAUAGUCUAAAAUCGGACGCAGCCGAUUUACCUGAAAGGGAUCAGUGGGCGAACAAAUUGGAUUUUGUCAUAUCCUGCAUCGGGUUUGCCGUUGGACUAGGAAACAUUUGGAGAUUUCCUUACCUAUGUUACAAGAAUGGUGGAGGGGCUUUUCUUAUUCCAUACUUUAUCUGCCUAAUAUGUGGUGGAGUUCCAAUUCUCUUCUUAGAAAUUUCACUUGGUCAGUUUAUGAGGCAAGGAGGGUUUGGAGUUUGGAAAAUCUGUCCUAUAUUUCAAGGAAUAGGAUGUGCAACAACGGUUAUAGUAUUCCUUAUGAAUUGUUAUUAUAUUUUGGUAAUUGCCUGGGCAGUUAAUUAUUGCGUUAUGUCUUUUAACUCUGUUCUUCCUUGGUCACAUUGUAACAAUACUUGGAAUACUCCAAAUUGCUCGACUUUUGAAACUUCCAUAAAUAAAACCAACGUAACAGGCCGACAAGAUUCUGUAAUUGAAUUUUGGGAUAGGAGGAUUUUGGAUAUUUCCGAUGGAGUUGACAAUCCUGAUGGUAUCGUAUGGCAGAAUGCUGUAUGCUUACUAUUCGUUUGGAUUGUUUGCUAUUUUUGCGUCUGGAAAGGGGUUAAGUGGACUGGAAAGGUUGUAUAUUUUACAGCACUUUUUCCAUACGUUGUCCUGACCAUCCUGCUCAUUCGUGGAGUUACAUUAGAUGGAGCCUCUAAGGGUAUUACAUUCUACCUGAAACCUGAUUUUAACAAAUUGAGUGAUUCACAAGUUUGGAUUGAUGCGGGAACACAAAUUUUCUUUUCCUACGCUAUAGCUUUGGGAGCAAUGACUGCUCUGGGAUCCUAUAACAAGUUUAACAACAAUUGCUAUAAAGAUUGUAUUAUUGUUUCUAUUGCUAAUUCUGCAACAAGUUUAUACGCUGGAUUUGCAAUAUUCUCUGUUCUUGGCUUUAUGGCUGAACAGCAAAAUGUUCCGAUUGAGGAUGUUGCUGCAAAAGGUCCUGGGUUGAUAUUCAUCGUAUAUCCUAAAGCUGUAACUCAGAUGCCUAUACCAACGCUGUGGGCAAUCCUGUUUUUCUUCAUGAUAUUCCUUCUUGGCUUGGACAGUCAGUUCGUAGGGAUGGAAUCUUUUGUCACUGUUAUCGUCGAUUUUUUCCCUAUGCUUAGGAAGAAAUGGUAUAAAGAAGGUUUUGUGGCUUUAUACGUUCUGAUAUCAUUCUUGAUCGGCUUAACCAUGGUAACCAGAGGAGGAAUGUAUGUGUUUCAGCUCUUCGAUUAUUAUUCAGCUUCCGGUAUGACACUCUUAUGGGUUUGCUUUUUUGAAUCAAUUACAAUUGGCUGGGUUUACGGUGGAGUUAAGUACUACGAUAAUCUAGAAUUAAUGUUUGGAUUCAGGAUAAAUCCUUGGUUUCGAAUCUGUUGGAUGUGUAUUACACCACUUGUAACUUGUGCUAUACUUAUAUCAAUGUGGGUACUCUUCGAACCGUUAACAUACAAUGAAACAUAUAAGUAUCCAGCUUGGGCCCAAGCAAUUGGUAUGUGUAUGGGUUUUGCAUCAAUGAUAUGCAUACCAUUGUACGUACCAUACUCUCUCCUAACGGCGCCAGGAACGACAUUUUUAGAGCGACUAAAGAACUCUAUCACUCCAAAGUUGGAAGACUAUCAAUUAGAAAAAGAAGCGGAGGAUUAUGGAAAAUUUAAAGAAAUAACUGCAGAAUGCAUACUUAAACCAUCUUUAGAAUCUCUCGUACCUUUAAACAACGAUAUUGGAAAUUAAAAGAAAUCUUUUCACUUCUUUCAUUGACAAUUUGAUCUCGACGUUUAGCAUAUCGUUUCAAGCCAAUAUAUCCUCCGGAAGUAAGGAAAGCAAAGCACGCUAUGCAAGAAAAUACAACAGAUACCGUAACAGUUAAUGUUUCGGAAAUGUAAAUUUUUAUGAAAAUACUUCUAAUUCUAUAUAAGCAAAAGAGUUUGACUCUUUUACAUUUGUUUUUAAAUACCUUAUCUUUUCGACAACAUCCAUUAAAUAAUAUUUAUAUUUAAUGCUUUAAAUUUAUAUGUUUCUUUUCGUAUUGUAAAUAAUCUAUAUUAAUGUUUCUAGUGUAAAGAUUUUAUCUGUAAGUUUAAGAGAAAAUGAUUAUUGAGUGUCGUGACUUGUUGUUUCUAUAUCGUUGUUCUUAAACAUCUGAUUUUCAAUUAUUAUUUAUCAGUAUCGUUUCUAUAAAUAAACAAUACAGCAAUAUAAAUACAAGAUAUAGUUAAUUUUGUAGGUUUAAUAGCGAGCGCCAUCUAUAUGUAACUAGGAAGUGGUUAUCUGUGUUGGAUUACAAGAUAAUCUUAGUUUGAAUUAAAAGUCCUCAUCUUUAGUCAAAUUACAAUAAAAAA
Molecule: messenger RNA, 2499 nt
Organism: Dimorphilus gyrociliatus
Lineage: Eukaryota; Metazoa; Annelida; Polychaeta; Dinophilidae
Source: the annotation of a GenBank genome assembly